Molecule: messenger RNA, 5233 nt
Organism: Paramuricea clavata
Lineage: Eukaryota; Metazoa; Cnidaria; Anthozoa; Malacalcyonacea; Plexauridae
Source: the annotation of a GenBank genome assembly
AUGAAUAUGAUGGGGGCCUCCUCAACCGUUUCGAACAUCUUGUACAGUUAUUUUAAUAUUAAAAGGAGUAAACUGAUUUGGACUGGAUCGCUCGAAACUCUGAAAGUGUUUGUCCUCACAGAGAUUGACGAAGAAACUGCCGAAACAACUACAUGGCGCUCGCCCAGUGGCGGUAAAUGGCUAUUUGACAGCAAGUUGUUAUCAGUUACUUGGCUAACAAAAAGCCAGAAUAUUUAUUUCGACGGUGAGAAGGGCAGUGACGUGAUGGAACGAAUACAUUCAUUUUUAAAGCAAGACCCGGACAAUGCUUCAGAAAUCGCUAAUCCUGCUGAACUUCAUCUAGAACGGUUGAUUGAAAGUUUGCUAGCUGACGAUUCUGACGAUGUCACAGAUGAUACUUUUGAAGAAUCGUUCAGUGAUCAAUGUGAUAUUGCAAAAGAAUUGAAAAACCAAGAGGAAAAACAAGCCAGUAUAGAUUCCGAAACCAGUCAAAGCAUGAUGAAUCGAACACGAAGUCAAAAAAUUUGCAUGAAGAGUCCAUCGGUCUAUAUACAGUGACAAAGUCUGGCAAUCUGCAAACAAAAUCAACAAAUAGGCAUAAUCCCUUGGGAAGUAGUGCCAGCUGUAAUCGCGACUCCGCUGAGAUUAGUCGACUGAAUUCGAAACUUGACAGAUUUUCUGAAAACAUGACAAACAAAUUACAAAAUCUCAGCGUCGAGAUAAACAACAUUAACUCAUUAACGCCCGUAUGCGCCCUGAGAUUGACAAGUGGGUAACGGACAAUGCGCCCUCAAAUGACACCUCAACUUGCGGGUAUGAUAUUUGAGCACGUGUUUAUCGGGUUGCCUAGCAACGGAUACGAAAAUAGAACGUGAAAUUCGAGCUUUUCAACGGUGUAUCAUGCAAGAAAAUUGGUCAGAAACUCGCAAAGUUUUUCAAGUUUAAAACCUUAGUUUUUCAAAAAUAAUGAAUAAUGGAGAUAUUGUUGCAAAGAAGGAUUCUACAGCAAGUUUUCAAAGCAAAAAAAGAAGAGGUUUUCGGAUGAUAUACAACGAAAAUUUGGCAUGAAAGGAAAGCGAAUGUAUUGACGUUUUGGGCCAAGUUUUUCUGUGAACCUUGCGCGAAAUUUUCAGCCAAAAAGAUGAGGAUUUCUCCAAACUUUAUUAAAAAUAGAAGUCGAAAAUCACAAGAAAGAUGGACACGGAACACAAGUGAGCAGAUACGAUUUUUUAAAGGGUAUUUUUGAGUAGAAAUAUGCGAUCAAAUACUCACAAAAUUCGACUGCAUUAAUGUUGGUUGAAUCUAGUUUAAAGUUAUCUUUUUGGACGAACUGUUUAUGCAAAUUUGGACAUAAUUUCGACUAUUUUCGUGACCCCAUUGUUGGUCUUCGUGUUCAAGUUGUUAUUUUAGCUAAAGUAUGUUUCAAAUGACACCAGAUUGUGCGUACGUGACCUUUUUUGACCUUUUUGGCAAGAAUACUUCGAGUAUUAAAUUACACUAAAUAAGUAGGGAUAUUCCAAAGUCACUGUUAUAUCUAUUUUCAUCAAUUUAGUGUUAAAAUGACAACUCGUUUCAGACAUAUUGUGGUUUAAAAUAAGUGUAUUGAAUGAACACGCUUGCUUGCCACGUGUGAAUUCUCAAAAAGUCCGCACUUGAGUUGUAAAGCUUUCAAAAAUGCUUUUUUACUGGUUUUUAUAUCCCCUAUAAAACUUUAAAUCGAUAAAGCAGAUAAUAAUGUUGAUGAAACAUCAUUUUCUAGUAACUACACAUUGAAUCAGAAGAAAAAGUUAUCAAAAUAGGUCGCGAUGGUUGUUUGGCAAAAUGUCGCUUCUCUCUGAAAUGGCUUCCUUUGCGGGAAGCCAUGAAAUUGAAGUCCUAACAAAAACUAAGCUUAGCAGUUCUUUUGGGCCCAUUGCUCACUUAUUUAUCAUGAAAUCGCUUCACUAGAACAUUUUUAAUAAUGUCUAUGGAAAACUUUGUAAUUUUCUGAACUAAAAGUUUAUGGUUUCGAGGUGUUUAUUUUAUAAAAUAGCACGCGCGACAAAAUGGCACUUUUGUGGUUUCUCACAUCUGACAAACAACCAAAGAUGAAAGUCCUUAUUUCACCUUUUUAUAGCUAUGUGGAAUACCUGAAUAUUAGGUUAUCUUUUUCAUGUGAGUAUAUAGAUAACAUUUCUACACAAUAGUCCUUAUGAAGGCUUAUUUCAAACUAAAAAAAAGCGAUUGUUUUUCAGAGCCAGACUUCAAAAGAGAACGCGUGUCUGACAUUUUAUAGCAGCCUACAUUGGCGCGCAAAAUAAUUUUGGCUAAAAACCGUUGCUUUUCCAACAAAAACAUGAGAAAAUUGAGCUAAAAGUCUUACCUGAUGUAUGUUUAAAAUGUUUUUCUUUUUAUGGUGUUUUUCAGUGCUUUGAGUAGAGAGGUUAAUAGCUUUUGGUUUUGUCACCACAAUUUGCCUUUGAAAAUGUCGGCUGUCAUUGUCUGUGUUAAAAACACCUCAGAAAAUUCCUAUUUUCUCACCUUCCCAUCCUUGGUUUAUAUUGAAAAUAAAUAGAUUCUAGUACCAUUAAAGAGAACAAACCCUACUCUAUUUUGGUUUUAGAAAACGUAGUCAAUGAUCUAAAGGAAGAUAAGCUUGUGCUAAUUAGAAAGAACGACGAACUCAGGGAACAAAACAUGGAUAUGUCUCAUAUUAUAUCUGAUUUGAAAAUGGCAAACAAGAAUCUGGAAAGCGAAAAGAGCAGCCUGUUGACAGCUCUUAAAUUAAUACAAAAUGACCACCAACAAACGUGCACGAAAACAAUUGUGGAAAAUGACGGCGAGAAUAAUGUGGAAUUGGUUUGCGAAACAAUAGAGGGAAGUGAAGUCAGUCAACCAAAACCUUCAUCUAAUCAGCCCGCAAACGAUAAGCAUCUUAACACCGAAAGCUAGUACUGGGAAAAAUCGUAAAAAGAAGGGAAAGAAAUCUAAGUCCAAACCUCCAACACAAAAUUCCAGCCAACAAACUGCGGAUGUAGAUACUUCUGGUGGUAUUGUGAACACAUCUAGUUCUAAAUCAACAGGGCAAGGCAAGAAAACAGUUGUUAUUACAGGGGACUCAAUUGUUAAAAAUACUAUUGGUCCGAAAAUGAGUGCUGACGAUCCUAAUCACCAUUUUAUUGUAAAGCCGUUCCCUGGAGCAACAGUCUCAAAUAUGGAGGAUUUUGUCAAGCCAUUGACAAGAAGGACACCGGACAAGAUGAUCUUACACGUCGGAACAAAUGACCUGAGAAGUCCUUCUACGCCGAAAAUAAUAGCAGACUCCAUUGUCAACAUUGUAACACAAAUAAAAGAAGAUUCACCAGGUACAGCCGUUGGCAUUUCAGCUAUUCUGGUAAGAAAUGACAAUAAUGACCUAGCUGCUAAAGCUAUUCAAACUAAUAAUAUUCUUAAAAGCUAUUGUAGUCGCAAUAGAAUCCCCUUUUUAAGUAAUUCAAAUAUGAAUGCAAGCCACUUAAAUAUGAGGGGUCUUCAUUUAAAUAGACAAGGUAGUUUAGCUUUACAACAAAACUUACUAGGUUUUGCAAAAACUAUUUCAGAUUGACUUUAUCCUACUCAGUCCGUUAUUCCUACCUCGCGCGGGUUUAAGCUCGCGGCACUUAAUGUGAGAAGCCUAGUAAAUCAUUGAUGAGCUGCGAGUUUUGCUUGCUACUAGCCCGAUCGAUGUCCUAACAAUAAAUGAGACAUGGCUUAAUUCUACAAUAAGCGAUAACGAUGUAUAUAUACCUGGAUACGAAAUCAUACGUCGUGACAGGGCAUUUAGAAGUGCAGAUGGAAAAACGUAUGGAGGUGUUUGUUUUUAUGUACGCUCCAGCGUAAAUUUCAUACAGCGUAAAGACAUGUCUAUUGAUAAUUUAGAAAAUCUAUGUAUUCAAAUUCAAAAACCAAAUUCUAAGCCAUUUCUGGUUGCGACAUGGUACAGGCCACCAAAUUCGAAUGUUGAUAAAUUUAAUUAUUUUGAGACAUUUAUUGACAUGCUUGAUGCUGAAAAUGUCGAGCACUAUUUAUUGGGUGACCUAAAUUGUGAUCUCGGGUCGCCUGAUUUAGAGAGUAAUUCGAGAUCAUUAAUAGGCAUCACUGAGCUCUAUGGUUUACAUCAAUUGAUAAGUGAACCGACUCGAAUUACUGAAACUUCCUCAACUAUGAUUGAUCAUAUAUUCACCAAUACACCAGAUAAAAUUGUUUGCUCCGGUGUUUCUCAUGUCGGCAUUAGUGAUCACAGCUUAAUUUAUGCAUUCCGUAAGCUUUCAACCGGUCUACACAAUAAAGGCCAUUCUACAGUAAAUUAUCGAAAAUUUAAAAAUUUUAACUCUGAAAGUUUUCGAAGUGAUAUUUUUUCACAGAAUUGGGACGUCAUAAGGGCUAUAAUAAUCCGAAUGAUAUGUGGCGUGUGUGGAAAACGACCUUUAAUAACGUAGUGGAAAUGCAUGCUCCUUUACGGACAAGGCGGGUAAGACUUUCUAAGUCGCCCUGGAUCACGCCUGAGUUAAAAAGACAUAUGCAUGAAAGAGAUAUUUUAAAAAUCAAGGCUAUUCGAUCUAAAAAUAUUUAUGACUGGGCUGCUUUUAAGAAAGCUCGCAACUCUGUGAACAAUGAAAUUAAAUUUGCGAAGAAAGCCCAUUAUAUGAAUGCUUUUUAUGAAAACGAGAGUAAUGUGAAAAAAACUUGGGGUAUUAUUAAUGAAUUAACCUCAAGAAAACAAAAUAAUUCACAUGUAAAAGAGAUUAAACUAAAUGGUUCUUCAGUUAGUGACCCCCCGGGGUUAUCGGAGACGUUUAACACUCAUUUUGCUAGCAUUGGACCUAAGCUUAUGGAGAAGAUACCUUGUGAUGAAAAUAACUGCUCAUAUUUAGAAUAUCUCAAUUGCCAUAUUAGUGGUAAUACUUUUGAGUUGAAGUCGACAACUUCAUCAAUGGUUUGUUCACUUUUGGACAAACUCUGUAAAUCUAAAGCAACUGGCCUAGAUAAAAUAUCUGCUAAGCUUCUUCGCUACUGUCCUGACCUACUGUCGGAAUCCCUUACCGUAAUUUUCAACUGCUCUAUUAAUACCGGUAUCUUUCCUGAUGAAUGGAAAUGCUCAAAAGUCAUUCCAUUAUUUAAACACGGUGAGCGUAGGGACUUGAAUAAUUAUCGCCCAAUUUCGAUAAUCCCUGUUGUAGCGGUUUUGCAGGCGAAUUUAGCGAAUGAAUCAUAA